Chionomys nivalis (European snow vole) is the source of this 2816-nucleotide messenger RNA. It is a transcript of the gene Nexn, whose product is annotated as nexilin F-actin binding protein. NCBI's taxonomy places the organism in Eukaryota, Metazoa, Chordata, Mammalia, Rodentia, Cricetidae. The transcript has 14 exons. Gene Ontology annotation, biological process: mitochondrial fusion. Bases 21 to 2249 code for a protein of 742 amino acids. The record is from RefSeq and is a predicted model, not a curated record.
GGGCGCUGGGCCCGUCUGGAAUGCGGGAGCCGGCUGCGCACCAGGACUUUUAUGGAAACUUGCUGCUGGCGCGCGGCGGCCAGAGGGGUCGGGGCGGCUGGAGCGGCGUGGGCAGCGCGCAGACCCGGACGCGCAGCGCGGAGCUGGAGGAGCGGCCUGGCGCCCCGGCGACAGGCGGAUACAAAAAUAUACGAAGCUUCAGCCCCAAACCACAUAGAGCAAACAUGAAUGAUAUUUCGCAAAAGGCAGAGAUUCUGCUUUCUUCAUCUAAACCUGUCCCCAAAUCCUAUGUGCCAAAACUUGGCAAGGGCGAUGUAAAGGAUAAGUUUGAAGCCAUGCAGAAGGCCAGGGAAGAGAGAAAUCAAAGGCGAUCUAGAGACGAAAAGCAAAGAAGACAAGAACAAUAUAUUAGAGAGAGAGAAUGGAACAGGAGAAAGCAGGAGAUUAAAGAAAUGCUUGCUUCUGAUGAUGAGGAAGAGAUUUCUGCUAAAGUAGAAAAGGCUUAUGUCCCAAAGUUAACAGGGACGGUUAAAGGUAAAUUUGAUGAAAUGGAAAGACACAGACAGGAAGAGCAAAGGAAGAGAACGGAAGAGGAGAGAAAGCGCAGACUUGAACAGGAUCUGCUGGAAAAGAGGAAAAUACAGCGUGAAUUAGCAAAAAGAGCUGAGCAGAUUGAGGACAUAGACAAUACGGGAACCGAAUCCGCAUCAGAGGAAGGAGAUGACUCACUGCUUAUAACAGUGGUGCCUGCCAAAUCGAACAAAACAUCUGGAAAAAUACAGAAUCCUGAGGACCUGGACAAAGAGCAAGGGAGUGAGAGGCUUAAUCAUGAAGACGACAAAAGAAUAAGAUAUGAAGAAGAGGGUCGAUCUCUCAAGGAAGCAAAGUGUCUGUCAUUAGUCAUGGAUGAUGAAACUGAGGCCAAAAAAGGAUCCCAUUUUCCUGGAAAACUGAAAUUAACUUUUGAGGAACUAGAGCGGCAGAGACAAGAAUAUCGCAAGAAGCAAGCAGAGGAGGAAGCGAGACGGCGCUUAGAAGAAGAGAGACGCGCCUUUGAGGAAGCAAGGAGGCACAUGGUAAAUGAGGAGAAUGAGGAUGAAAACCAAGAUACGGCAAAAGUUUUUACAGAGUACCGCCCUGGAAAACUCAAGCUCAGUUUUGAAGAAAUAGAAAGGCAAAGGAGAGAAGGUGAGAAAAGAAAAGCAGAGGAGGAGGCCCGGAGGAGAAUAGAGGAAGAGAGGAAGGCAUUUGCUGAAGCAAGGAGAAGCAUGGUAUUAGAUGAUGAUUCCCCAGAGAUAUAUAAAACAGUUUCCCAAGAAUCUCUGAUGCCUGGAAAACUGGAAAUUAAUUUUGAAGAAUUAUUAAAACAAAAAAUGGAAGAAGAAAGACGACGAACAGAGGAGGAACGGAGGCAUAAACUGGAAAUGGAAAAACAGGGAUUUGAACAACUGAGACAAGAAAUGGGAGAGGAGGAAGAAGAAAAUGAAACUUUUGGAUUGAGUAGAGAAUAUGAAGAAUUAAUCAAAUUAAAAAGAAGCGGUUCUAUUCAAGCUAAAAAUCUAAAAAGCAAGUUUGAAAAAAUUGGACAGUUGUCUGAAAAAGAAAUACAGAAAAAGAUAGAAGAAGAGCGAGCAAAGAGGAGAGCAAUUGACCUUGAAAUUAAAGAGAGAGAAGCAGAAAACUUCCACGAGGACGACGAUGUUGAUGUAAAGCCUGCAAAAAAGAGUGAAUCUCCCUUUACUCAUAAAGUGAAUAUGAAAGCCAGAUUUGAACAAAUGGCUAAAGCAAGAGAAGAAGAAGAACAAAGGAGAAUUGAGGAACAGAAGUUACUACGAAUGCAGUUUGAACAGAAAGAAAUUGAUGCAGCAUUACAAAAGAGACGAGAAAAUGAGGAAGAAGAAGAAGGGAGCAUCGUUAAUGGUUCCACCACUGAAGAUGAGGAGCAAACCAGAUCAGGAGCUCCAUGGUUCAAAAAGCCUCUAAGAAACACCUCAGUUGUUGACAGUGAGCCAGUCAGAUUUACUGUUAAAGUGACAGGAGAGCCCAAGCCAGAAAUCACAUGGUGGUUUGAAGGAGAGAUGCUACAGGAUGGGGAAGACUAUCAGUACAUUGAAAGAGGCGAAACUUACUGCCUCUAUUUGCCAGAAACUUUCCCGGAAGAUGGAGGAGAAUAUAUGUGUAAAGCAGUCAACAAUAAAGGCUCUGCAGCAAGUACCUGCAUUCUAACCAUUGAAAUGGAUGACUACUAGGCUUCCUUCUCUCCUUGGAACUCUCUCUCCAACUCUCUUGCUACAUCUCUGUGGAGGGGCUAAAGGAGACCAGAGGCACCACCAACUUGACCUAAUACCUUUUCCCCAAAUCUUCCAACUAGCUGAUCCAAAGAAUGCCUUUUCCAAUGCACAUUGGGUUACCAUGUUACGCCCAGUCAAAAUGUAGUUGACAGGGAAGGGAAAUGUACUCCUGUACGAACCUAAAGCAAAUGCUUUGUAUCUUCCAUAUUUAAAGUUUGCAUGAAUAAAUGGAGCUUUUACAUCUAAAGUUAGCCAGAGAGGAUAGUCUGCUGCGGACGCCAGUCUUUCUGAAGAUACACUGACAAAGGAGGACCGCUGGAAAGAAAAACCCAAGCAGGAUUUUACUACUAAAUCAAAUUUGAUAGAAACCAACGUUUAAGCAGUGUUCCAAGUGUGAUAGAUAUUAACACGUGUGUCUCAAAUGUAUAAUGACCACACUGAAGUUUAUGCUGUGACCUGAAUGAAUAAAUGAUACUAUAAUGAGAAAAUAUUAGUAUUCUAUGCAGAAACAAAUGUGGCUUUUUU